Linnemannia hyalina is the source of this 3807-nucleotide messenger RNA. Lineage: Eukaryota; Fungi; Mortierellomycota; Mortierellomycetes; Mortierellales; Mortierellaceae. The record is from the annotation of a GenBank genome assembly.
AUGGCUCGUCCUCGCAGCCCUGGCACACGCGACAGUCCAGGCGACCGCUCGCCUUCGUCCGCCAAGCGCUCUCGUCUCUCGUCUCCAACCGCAGACUCGCCAGGAGGAUUCAGCUCUGUCAAGUCCCCACCGUCCCUAGCCUCUGGAAAAUACACCUCAGGGACAUAUGGCACCCUGCGCUCAGAUGCAAUGACCAUGGACCUCGACGGACGAGAUCACCAUCGCUCAUCUGAUCGCGAACGCCACCACCGCGAGCGCGAUUAUGGCAGGACAGAUCGGGACCACAGGGACAGGAAUCACGGAGACCGGAGUGCAGACUACGAGCGAGAUCAUAGAGAUCGAUAUGGAAACGAUCGGUCCAGGGACUAUGACAGGGAGAGAGACUAUGCGAGGGAAUCGCAUCGAGACUACAACCGGUCUUCCCGUGACAGGGAUGGCAGAGAUGGACGGGACCGCCAUGACAGUCGAAACCGCCGGGACCGCGAACGAGUAAGGGAUCGGGAAGGAUAUGACCGGGAGCGAGACCAUGGUCGGGAACGCCAUGACCGGGACCGCAUUGAACGGUCGGACCGAACCAGGUCCACCUCACGACCUCUGGACGAUCGUGAACGGAGCUUAACACCCACGACCACAGGAAGCACCAUUACCACACCUGUCACCCCCGCCACAUCCACCUUGGCUUCAUCUUCGCCUGUCAUUGCAGCCGAUACAUUGGCCACAUCAACCUCGUCCCUGCCUACAACCCCAGGUGUUGAUGCAGCCUCGGGCGCAUCAGGAACCCCAGUUCAGAUUUAUACACCUACAGCAGAUUCGACCACAGCGCCAUCUACUCCAACCUUACCGACGCCAGCACCCAAGGAGAAACCUGAGCCAGUCGCAAAGCCCUCCGGCUUCACACUCAUUUCGAUGACACCUGUGUCUCCCAAGACUUUGGGCGCAAUCUCAAUCACACGGACUCCUUUGACUUUGACAGCACAUCCAAUGUCGACGGCGUUUGCGGAUUCAGACGCUGCGAAGAAGAGAAGGGAGAAUGUCAUGCAGUGGAAGCUCGGGAAGGAGACCGCAAAGCAGGCAGAGGGCCAAUCAAAGCCAACUGGAUUCAACUUGCAUCAAAAGGCGAGCGGAAUCAAAUCAGCUUCAGGAUUGUCAACUGCAACUCCCAAUGCAUCAAAGGCGUUCAAUUGGGACGAGGAUGACGAGGACCAGGAGGGUCCCAAGAGACCACCUCUGCCCCUCUCCCUCCCUACCGAUGAGCCACAACAAGAUGAGAAUGGUGAUGUCGCCAUGGGGGACAAUGAUGAUGACGAGAGCCAGACUCCUACACAGGAUGACAAUGCGAUGGAUGAGGAUGAGGUUGACCCUCUGGAUGCCUUCAUGGUGGAUGUUACAGCAGAAGUGAAGCAGCUGGAAAAGCAGGAAGCCAAGCGGAAUGUCAAGCUUCGAAAGGCACAGGAGGAACUCGAGACGGAGGACAACUCAGAACCCAAACCCGCCAUUCAGGAUGAUGAGGACCCAGAGGAUCUUGAGGAGUCGUCCGAGGAGGAGGACAUCUUGGCUGCGGCUGCCAAAAGGAUCAAGAAGAAGGAAAUUCCUACGGUGGACCACUCCAAGAUGCAGUACGAGUACUUUCGCAAAGACUUUUAUCUUGAGCCUCCAGAGAUGGCCGAUAUGACACCCGAGGAGAUUCACGGUAUGAGACUGGAGCUGGAUGGCAUCAAGAUCCGUGGAGCAGAUUGUCCCAAGCCUAUUAGGAAGUGGACUCAGGCUGGUCUCCCACCAGGAUGUAUGCAAGUGAUCAAGGACAAGUUGAACUAUGUGGCGCCGACGUCGAUCCAGUCGCAGGCAAUUCCAGCAAUUAUGAGUGGCCGAGAUGUCAUUGCAGUGGCCAAGACAGGAUCAGGAAAGACGAUUGCGUUCAUUCUACCAAUGCUUCGACAUAUCAAGGACCAGCGACCUCUAGAAGGCAUGGAGGGACCGAUUGCGAUUAUUAUGACGCCGACCCGCGAGCUUGCGGUUCAAAUCCACAAGGAGUGUAAAAACUUUUUGAAGGUACUGAACUUGCGGGCAGUGUGUGCGUAUGGUGGGUCACCUAUUAAGGACCAGAUUGCUGAAUUGAAGCGUGGAGCCGAAAUUGUCGUCUGUACACCCGGAAGAUUGAUCGACUUAUUAUGUGCUAACUCCGGCAGGGUCACCAAUCUCAGGAGAACCACCUUCAUGGUCCUCGAUGAAGCCGACCGAAUGUUUGACAUGGGUUUUGAGCCCCAGGUCAUGAAAAUCGUCAACAAUGUCCGUCCACAGCGCCAAGUCGUCCUCUUUUCCGCAACGUUCCCCAAGCAGAUGGAAGCCCUGGCUCGCAAGCUGCUAAGACGCCCACUGGAGAUCACUGUUGGUGCGCGAUCUGUUGUCGCGGAAGAUGUCACUCAGUUUGUCGAGGUCCGCGAGGAUGAUACUCGGUUCAAUCGACUGCUGGAGAUUCUCGGACAGGCGUACAAUGAUGAUCCUGAGGCACGCGUGUUGAUCUUUGUCGGUCGACAGGAGGCCGCCGAUAACUUGCUCCGAGACUUGAACCGUCGUGGAUACCUCAGCAUGUCCAUCCAUGGUGGCAAGGACCAAGUGGAUAGAGAUAGUGCAAUCUCAGACUUCAAGGCGGGGGUGUGUCAGAUCUUGAUUGCAACCUCGGUGGCAGCUCGUGGAUUGGACGUCAAGAAGCUGGGGAUUGUGAUCAACUAUGAAUGUCCCAACCACAUGGAGGAUUACGUCCAUCGUGUGGGACGGACAGGUCGUGCAGGAAACAAGGGAAUCGCCUACACGUUUAUUACCCCUGAACAAGAACGGUUUGCACCGGAUAUCGCCAAGGCGCUGACCAACAGUUCACGGGCGGUCCCACCAGAGUUGCAAGCACUUGUGGAUUCCUUCCAUGAGAAGCUGAAGUCUGGAGACGCCAAGCAGACAGCCUCUGGAUUUGGCGGCAAGGGUCUUGAGAAGUUUGAAAAGGAGCGCGACAAAGUCCUCGCCAUCCAAAAGAAGACAUAUGGAGGUGGGGAUGAUGAAGGGUCGGAUGGAGAGGGCGGCGGAGACGCGAGCGAAAUCGUUGUGGAAGCAAAGCAAGUGCAAGCAGGCAUCACCGCAGGAAAGGCUGCUGCCAAUGCGGCAGCAGAGGAGAACGCCGACGGCAAGACAAACGCUGCAGCAGCGUCUGGUACAACUUCUACAGCGACUGGCUCCGGCUCUGGGUCAGCAGCAGCAGCAGGCGGUGCUCCCGGUGCCAACAAUGCCCUUGCAGAAGCUUUGCGCAAGGCCAAGGAGGCAGCGGAUGCUUUGAGUCAGUCGCUUGGAGGCGAUGGACGACAGCGUGCGUUGGAGGUGAUCAGCAACCUAAACAAGUCGCGACCAGGUGCCCCAGGAGCAGGUGGAGCAGCCGAUACCGCUGGAUCUAUGGGUGGUAGUGGUGGUCCUGGAGGAGCUGGUGGCCAUCGUGAUAACGGCUUUGCGAUUGAGAUUGAGAUCAACGACUACCCGCCCAAGGCGCGUUUGAUGGUGAUACAAAAGAUGAUGAUUGAUCAGAUCUCUGAUCAUUCUGGAGCCGCGAUUACGACGCGAGGUGUGUUUGUGGAACAGGGCAAGCAGCCUCCUCCGGGCGAGCGCAAGUUGUAUCUGUUUAUUGAGGGCGACUCCCAGCUUGUCAUUGACAAGGCCAAGAACGAGAUCACGCGAAUCUUGAGGGAGGAGGCCAACAAGGCUGCGGAUGCGACCAACCGUGGAGGAGGGCCUGGUCGUGGCGGUGGAGGGCGCUUUCAAAUUGUGUAA